UUGUCUUUCAGGCACCACGUUGUUCUGAACAUCACUGAUUUCUACACCGAACCGUACAAUGAUGUGCUGGCACUCUUUGAUGGUGAGAAUACGACCGGAAAGCACAUAGAUGUGCUUCAUGGUAAACGCACCUUUGUAUCUCUCAUUCGCAAUGAAAAUGAAACAAUGUCGCUACUUUUCAAGACUGACCAUGACGUCUCCUACGAUGGUUUUAGAAUACUGUUCAAAGCUGGUUAG
Strongylus vulgaris is the source of this 237-nucleotide messenger RNA. Lineage: Eukaryota; Metazoa; Nematoda; Chromadorea; Rhabditida; Strongylidae. The record is from the annotation of a GenBank genome assembly.